Fomitiporia mediterranea MF3/22 is the source of this 1419-nucleotide messenger RNA. RefSeq lists its product as uncharacterized. Gene Ontology annotation, molecular function: protein binding. The transcript has 4 exons. Lineage: Eukaryota; Fungi; Basidiomycota; Agaricomycetes; Hymenochaetales; Hymenochaetaceae. The coding region runs from base 1 to 1419 and encodes 472 amino acids. The record is from RefSeq and is a predicted model, not a curated record.
AUGUCGAAGAACUUUUGCUCCCUGCUGACUUUACCAGACGAACUUCUUGCAGAAAUCGUACAUCAUUGCUCAAUCGAGGGUGUUCUGUGCCUAGAGAUGACAUGCAAGCAAUUCAGCCGUUUGUGUAACACUCGCUUAGUAUGGUUGAGGCUUCUCCAUAAUUUUGAUGUUGCGUGUUCGCCGAAUCUUCCUCCUUACCAGUCCUGCAGGGACCUAACAGUCAACAGUCUUAAGACGAUCGUGACUGACGCUGUUAAAUGCUUUCAUUCCUGGAGGAAGGCUGGCAAGCUCCGCGUCUUUCACGGUUUGUCAUUACAGAUCGAGUCCCCACAGUAUGGUUCUCGUGUACCGAUGAUGGCGCGGCUACUUCCGGGUGGAAGACAACUCCUAGUCCUCAAUUCGGGUCGACUCGAGUUAUGGUCAUUGGAAACGGCCUCGUGCGCCUGGCAGGCUCCUGAAUUCCAUGGUGAUUACCAGUGCUCGUCUUUUGACUUCCAUACGUUAGAAAGCGGAUCGGAUAUUGUGAUCGUUGCAGAAUUUAUUAUUCCCGAAGAUGAGACUACGUAUCUGCGCGUCUUCCGCUAUCGGGUGGAGGAAGGCACUGUAGAUGUUGUAUAUACAGCAGGUUUGCCAUAUACAAGUAUCUUUCGUCUUUCAAUACAAGAUGACUUCUGUCUGGCUCUCCUUCUGCAUCACUGUCAAACUGUUAUCGUGAACUGGAGGACGAAGAGAGGCGUGUUUCUAACCUUUGUAGACUCAUCUGGAACCAAUAGUAAUAUAGAUGUACGUUCUGCAAACAUUCACUCAAGACACCUCCUUGUUACUACGAAACUACGGAAUGGUCUUUCCGUGGUCGCUCUCCCGUUAUCAAUUCUUGAUGAGCAAUGGUCAUCAGCCUCCGAUUACCGAAUAUGGAAUACUUUCGUUUAUAACCUGGAAAGAGGUUCCGUCCUUACGUUAUCUCCUGUGAAUAAUGAUGGACCGUGGAUGCUCACCACACACCUAUUCACCCCAACUUGGAUGGAGAAUGCUCCCGCAGAGAUGUACAUUGUUGGUUACGGCAAUUUAUGGGAGAUGCCAAAGGUAUUUCUCACAUUCAGAGUCCAACUUUACUCAUCCUCCGAAGGAGAUAACACGCUAGCGGAUAGACUGCAGCUCGUCCUGAAAAGCACGACGCGCUCUUCCGCACAUCAUUUACCAUGGGAUUCGCACUGCGUCUCAAAUUCAGGGUAUCUUGUGUGCUUCCGAAGAAAUCUCAGGUGUUUCUCGCUGUUCUCCGAGGAGGAACAGCCCAUAGCGGAGCUGGAAUUAGAUAUACACGAAACCAGCCAGGGCGAACCAGUCGUCACGGUUGAACCUUGGAGUGGAGCUCUUGUUGCCAGUACAGGGUAUACUGUUCAAGUAUUUCACUUGAGGUAA